GGCUGGGAUCCUGCACGGCUUCCCACACAGAGAGUUUGAGAAGUGCUCUGGACUUCCUGGUACGGGACCAUGGACAUUUUCUGCUCCACUCCGGCCGGGGAACUACCCGCAGCGAUGUGAACGAGGAGGACCCGUCGAGUUGAGAGCAAGGUCAUGAGUGCCUCUACGAGAGACCCAGUGGAGAAUAACCUCACCUGUCCAAAGCCCCGUCCUGCCUGGGCCUCACCCUGCCCCCCACCCCUGGACUCCCACCAUGACGUCUGAUACCGAGCAGGAUGCGGCGGUGAAACUUGACCAGGAGCGGGCUGAGAUAGUCGCCAAAUAUGAUAAGGGAAAAGAGGCCACUGUGGAGCCCUGGGAGGACACCAACUUCCACCUGUACAAAGUCAUCGACCGCUUCGGCUUCGUCCAUGAGAAUGAACUUCCAUCCUACGACUCGGUGGAGGAGAAGCAAAAACACACGGAGGUGGAGCGGACCACCAAAUGGCUGAAGAUGAUGAAGAGCUGGGACAAGUACAAGAACAGUGAGAAGCUGGUCCGGAGGAUCUAUAAGGGAAUUCCCCUGCAGCUCCGAGGGGAGGUGUGGUGUCUGCUGCUCGACGUUCCCAAAAUAAAGGAGGAGAAGAAAGACUUCUACGAGAAAUUAAAAGCCCGAGCCAGAGGACUCUCCCCUGACAUCCGACAGAUCGACUUGGAUGUGAACCGAACCUACAGGGACCACAUCAUGUUCAUGCAUCGCUACGAUGUCAAGCAGCAGGCUCUCUUCCACGUCCUCACGGCCUACUCCAUGUACAACACGGAGGUGGGCUACUGCCAGGGCAUGAGUCAGAUCACAGCUCUGCUGCUGAUCUACAUGAACGAAGAAGACGCCUUCUGGGCUCUGGUCAAACUGCUGUCUGGGCAGAAACACGCCAUGCACGGGUUUUUUGUCCCCGGCUUCCCGAAGUUGAUGCGUUUCCAGGAGCACCACGACCGUAUCCUCAAGAAGAUGAUGCCCAAACUGAAACAACACCUGGACAACCAGGAGGUGUUCACCAGUCUCUACACCAUGAAGUGGUUCUUCCAGUGCUUCCUGGACAGAACGCCCUUCACCCUCACCCUCAGGAUCUGGGACAUCUACAUCUUGGAGGGAGAACGAGUGCUGCCUGCCAUGUCCUACACCAUCCUCAAACUGCACAAGAAGCACCUGCUGAAGCUGUCCAUGGAGGAGCUGGUGGAGUUCCUGCAGGCGACUUUGUCCAAAGAUUUCUACUUCGAGGACGACUUUGCAAUCGAGCAGCUACAGGCGUCCAUGACGGAGCUGAGGAGGGCGAAGCUGGAGCUGCCUGCACCAGGUAAAGAGGACGAGUUUCCCAAGAAGCCCCUCGGGCAGCUUCCUCCUGAGCCGGGAGCAGCGGUGGUGAACCACGUGGGCAACGGCGAGAGCCACGCCGAGCCGGCCGAACCUCCCAGGGACCCGAGUCCUGCACAAGACCGCCAGCGGGAGAGUAGGCCCCCCAGCCGGUCACGCCGGGACUCGCUAGAUAAACCAUUCCGCCACCACAAGGCUGACAAGAGGGACGCCCGUUCCAGGGGGUCAGGGGAGAUCCCCAGUGAGAAGCAGUCCACUUCCACCACACCUGAAAGGGGGGCGACACCGCCCUCAGCGCUCACCCCCACAUCACAGCUCACCACAGUGGACAGAAGGAAGCCGCAGAGCCACGCCACCGCCAACCACAACUCCAACGCGGCCUCCAGCUCUCACAGAGACAUAACCCCCCGCUGGUUCAAACCCUCCGAGACCAAGCUAGAAGCCGUCAAAGCGGCGGCCGCCCGAGAGGUCCAGCUGAGCAGGGGGGCGUCACCGGCCCCCUCCAGCCCAGACGACCCCGUCCUCCCCCAUCGCCGACCUCGCUCCAAGGGCUUCAUCCCCGGCGCCGACCGCGGCUCCAACGCCUCCCAGUAUGACAAUGUACCGGGGGUGCCGGAGCAGGAUUUCGAGAUCUUGGAGCUCGAGAGACCUCCGUCCAGAAUGAGGACCCCUCGCAGUGAGACGCCCUUCAGUAUGUCAUCCAUCCAUCAGGGCAGCCCCGGCCGUGGACCCAGCCUGGCAGGAAGUGUUGUCUCCGUCGCAUCAGGGGCCAGGAUGCCCAAACACCCGCUUCCUCCAUUUUCCCACAACAGUCCAGCGGGGAUCCAGACCGGCUACCCGGGCAGCCAGAGCCAGUACCACCCCUCCCCCAGGCAGCCAUCCCCAGGCAGAGCUACGACCGAGGUGCCCAUCUUCCAUCCAGCCUACAGCGUGAACCUGGACCACAGAGGAGAGGACAGACUCUAUGCCCCACCCUCCAGAUUCCCCCCACCCUCCAGCGUGGCGUACGGGGAACAAAUGUACGCCACCACCCAGCGGCAGCCCAACAGCCUCUCCCCAGAGAAGGCUCUCAUGAACAACUCCUUUGCCACAUACCGCAGACAGCCGCCACCCGGCUCCACCCACAACCCCCGCGGCAUCAGGCCUCCCCCGGAGCAUUCGAUGCAGCUGGAAACCCAGGGGAGCUCCACCCCCAUCUACCUGCAACAGCUCACCUCCACCACACAGGUCUACACCCCGGUGGACUACAGGUUUGAGGGGCAUCGGCGAGGCGAGGCCAACCCGCACUACCUGCCGGAGGGAGGGCCUCGGCGGGCCGUAGAGGGGUCGGUGUGGGCGUCGGAGGAUGAGCUGCCCCCUCAGUCUCCAGGUGGGAUGCCCCGCUCCCCCAGCUUCCAGAAAGCCCAAAUGUCUCCGGUUCAGGAGUUCACUUUUCCCGCCGCCCCGGACGGCCUGCUCCAUUACAGGACACAGUUCCAGGAGCAGCAGCCCGUCAUAAGGCAACAGCUCCCCCAGCUGUUUGGAGGACCACACUACAGGCACGCACAGGAGGCGUUCGCCAUGCAGGAGUCCAUGCUGCUGUAACUGAACAAUAAGGAAAUGGAGAGACACUGUAUUAAAAAAUAAAAAUAAAAAAAGAGGUGUAGUCACUGACACUGUGGUAAAGACGAGCAGUUGUCCUAGCUUUGUUAGGAACCUGGUUUUGUUGUUCUUGAUGUGUGAAGUACUGACCUUCUGACUGUCGCGCUGCAUCGUAACGUUGCAGGACACACCAGCCUCUGACGUUUUUACUGAUCACUUUAAAAAGAGAAAAAAAAAAAAAAACUGACUGAAGAUUUUAUUUUAUUUUUGGAUGUAAAUCAUUAACGAGAGGUGACAGUAUAUGUCUUUUAGAGUCUGAUAUGUACAGUGGAUUUUUUUGUUAAUAUGCUGAGUUGUUAUCAGUAGCGGGGGGGGGGGACUCUCCCCUGAGAGAGCAAAACUCUGAUUUAUUUUCCAUCUUUAUUUUUUUAUAUGUUACUUACAGAUAUUUACAUUAGAGAUAAAUUUACUCUAUAUGCUCGUGAAUGUUAUUUUUCAAAGAGAACAAGUGAAACUAUGUCCAAUUAAACAAUUUAGAAAGAAGUUGAUUUCCCAUUUCAAUUCUGAAGCGCCUCCACUGUAGAGAAAAAACAGGGUUUGUUGUAUAUUUUUUAGUUUUGCCUUUUUCAGUUUCAGUCAAAGUUUUCCUUCCUGAUUAACUCAUGUGCAAUGCAUUUCUCUGUCCCUUGUGACGUACAGUAUGUUGGGUAUUUACACAUAUUUGAAGCCAGUGUAGUUUUUGGUUAAGUUCCUACCCUUAUUAGAGACUCACUAAUUUGUGAGGGCUAAUAACAUAUAUGUAUAUUUUUGAUUUGAUGGCUUUAAGUCAUCUUAUUUGUGAUGUAACUACAGGCAACAUGUUUUUUUGUUUUGUUUUGUUUUGUUUUUUUAAUUGCUGUACUGUAGCCACCACAUCUUGAGCACAUGAAAUAGUCCCAGUAAAAAUUUGCUUUACUUCAUUAUGUCUGAUUAUUCUCAACACUGUCAUAUCCACUACUGUUCAGCUCCUGGCACUUCUACUGGCAUACAGAGUCUUCUGGCACACACACACACACACACACACACACACACACACACACACACACACACACACACACACACGCUCUCACUACAUGUCACAAAUGUGAGUCACACAUUUUUAACAUUUAAUCAGUCACAUUCCCUAUCCUUAUUAUUAGAAUUAUUAUUCCUCAUUCUCUGGUUUUGAUGCAGUUAUUCUCAGACAGUAUUGCUGUACUGUUUAUUACAUUCCCUAAGUUAUCUUUGUUAUUUGUUAAACAACUAAUUGCAAACCAUUCUGAUACUUUGCUUAAUAAAAUAAGGUGGGUUGAAAAUGAA
Seriola dumerili (greater amberjack) is the source of this 4270-nucleotide messenger RNA. It is a transcript of the gene usp6nl, whose product is annotated as USP6 N-terminal like. The coding region runs from base 254 to 2935 and encodes 893 amino acids. The transcript is spliced from 16 exons. Lineage: Eukaryota; Metazoa; Chordata; Actinopteri; Carangiformes; Carangidae. The record is from RefSeq and is a predicted model, not a curated record.